GGACCGUGCAAAUCGAGGAGAGGGGGGACGGACAGGCCUGAUGGGGUCCAGCUUAGGGCCCCGGACUCCCCACUGAUGCUCUAUCCAGGCUGGGUGUCCCCAGCAUCGUGGGACCUGGAUUUGUGUGCACCGGGGUGGUUCCCAGGCCAGGAGGGUCCCUCUGGCAGGCCCUUGGUGCCCUCGUUUUGCAUGAGGACCCCCCUCGGAUGCUCUGAGCCACCCUCCUCAACCCGGAUCUAAAACCCGGGACACGGCUAUCAGGCCAGCCUCUCUCUCCACCCCACCCCCUCUUUCUGGCGUCCAUCCCCUCCCCAACACCACCUCUGCUGCUGCCUCUGGCUGUGGACCUGCACCUCUUCCCCAUCCCCGCCAGGCCCGGGGAGCGGGGUGAGCCUGGAUGAGAGCCCCCCCAACCUGGGGCUCUCCCAGGCCAUGGCCCGUGUGCUCCCAGGGAGGAGCCCCGGACCCUGAGCAUCUGCUGGAGGCUUGGCAGAGGCCCCGCGGGGACCGUGUCUUCUGAGGACAAAAGGCGGCGGCCAGCAGGCAGACGGAGGGGGGGGUGGGGGGUGGGGGGGUAGGGGGACCGGCAGCCAGGCAGGCAGACGGGUAGCAGGGGCCAGCGCUGGCCCCCCUCCCAGCUUGGCAGUGGCAUGAAGAUGGGAGUGGGAGUGUAUAGUGGAGGAAGCACCUGCCGGGACCCCCACCUGCCAGCUAGUUGGACACCCCAAGGCUGUGUGCUGCCCACCUGGUGUUCCCCAACACCCCCAGCCCUACCCAGUGCACCCCUCCGGUGCCUGCUUUCCCUGAUGCCUGCGAUUUAGACCAGCCCGGCUGUAUCCACGGCAACAGAAGCAGGAGUGUCACUGGCCGCCAGAUCACUGAGGGUCCCACAAUGUGGCCCGGGCUGUGAUUUACCUGGGUGAGACAGCUUGAGCCCCAUCGUGGAUUCCAAGACAUCCCUGCUGAGAGAGCCAAGGUGCAAUGUAGCAGGACAACUCAUGGAGCCCCCCUGGGCCCAUCGAGUACCGGACUGGCUGACCCCCUAGGGUUGGCAGUAGCCCCUGACCCUCAGUAUGGCCAACACCACCGGAGAGCCUGAGGAGGUGAGCGGCGCUCUGUCCCCACCGUCCGCAUCGGCUUAUGUGAAGCUGGUACUGCUGGGACUGAUUAUGUGCGUGAGCCUGGCGGGUAACGCCAUCUUGUCCCUGCUGGUGCUCAAGGAGCGUGCCCUGCACAAGGCUCCUUACUACUUCCUGCUGGACCUGUGCCUGGCCGAUGGCAUACGCUCUGCCGUCUGCUUCCCCUUUGUGCUGGCUUCUGUGCGCCACGGCUCUUCAUGGACCUUCAGUGCACUCAGCUGCAAGAUUGUGGCCUUUAUGGCCGUGCUCUUUUGCUUCCAUGCGGCCUUCAUGCUGUUCUGCAUCAGCGUCACCCGCUACAUGGCCAUCGCCCACCACCGCUUCUACGCCAAGCGCAUGACACUCUGGACAUGCGCGGCUGUCAUCUGCAUGGCCUGGACCCUGUCUGUGGCCAUGGCCUUCCCACCUGUCUUUGACGUGGGCACCUACAAGUUUAUUCGGGAGGAGGACCAGUGCAUCUUUGAGCAUCGCUACUUCAAGGCCAAUGACACGCUGGGCUUCAUGCUUAUGUUGGCUGUGCUCAUGGCAGCUACCCAUGCUGUCUACGGCAAGCUGCUCCUCUUCGAGUAUCGUCACCGCAAGAUGAAGCCAGUGCAGAUGGUGCCAGCCAUCAGCCAGAACUGGACAUUCCAUGGUCCCGGGGCCACCGGCCAGGCUGCUGCCAACUGGAUCGCCGGCUUUGGCCGUGGGCCCAUGCCACCAACCCUGCUGGGUAUCCGGCAGAAUGGGCAUGCAGCCAGCCGGCGGCUACUGGGCAUGGACGAGGUCAAGGGUGAAAAGCAGCUGGGCCGCAUGUUCUACGCGAUCACACUGCUCUUUCUGCUCCUCUGGUCACCCUACAUCGUGGCCUGCUACUGGCGAGUGUUUGUGAAAGCCUGUGCUGUGCCCCACCGCUACCUGGCCACUGCUGUUUGGAUGAGCUUCGCCCAGGCUGCCGUCAACCCGAUUGUCUGCUUCCUGCUCAACAAGGACCUCAAGAAGUGCCUGAGGACUCACGCCCCCUGCUGGGGCACAGGAGGUGCCCCGGCUCCCAGAGAACCCUACUGUGUCAUGUGAAGCAGGCUGGUAGGCAGACAGGCAGAGAGAAGGUCAUGGCCUCCGUGAUGGGGCCAACAGCAAGGGAGGGGUAGGGGCCCAUACAGGAGUCCUCCUUUUCUGAGCUCCAGCCCCAGCCCCUCGAACCACCUGUAAUCUAGGCACCUUUGCCAACACCUCCCAAGGAUGGAGGACUGGGCGAGGGACUGGGAAAGAGGCAUAUUUAGUUUUGUGGGGCCUGCCUCCGCUGCCUCCUUCUCCACUUCUACAAUCUCAUUCUCUCUCUCUCUCUCUCUCUCUCUCUCUCUCUCAGAAGUGACAAUUCAGAAAAAGAAAAGAACACUGAGAAUGCAGGUUUUUCUACUAACAGCUGAGGAGACAGGCUUUCUUACUUUAAUGUCUCUCCUUCUGACACUGUCCAGAAGGGGGAAAUUUGUCCUGUAAAAUAGACUUCCAGAGCUCUUUUGCCCCCUCUGCUCCCAUGCACCCUCCCCUUCCAAGUCCUUUAGCAAGGCCUGGAUGUUUAGGGAGAAAGUGGUCCAAGGCUGCUGACAAGAGGGACCAAAGGGGGUGCUGGGUUCCCAGGGAGCAGGGAUGUUUAAUUACUAUGUCAUGUGCAAUGUUGUUUUAGGCCAACCCUUGCCCCAAGCCCAGUCUCUUCUCCCUCCCCACCAUGUCCAGACCUCCCAAAUGGUUCUUGUGCAUCUGUUGGAGAAGUCAAGGGAGUAGGGAGAAGGGUCCCAAGGAUGGGCCCAGGUUAGGUGAAGAGUAGGAUGUGAGCUGAACUCCUCGAACUGAAGAGACCCACACUUGGUCACAUUCUCUCAUGCUGCCUUCAGGAUCCCCAGCCCCCAACUCUUCUUCCUGAGGAUGGAAAUCCACUCCAGCCCCACUAGGACUGAUGUGGGUGCCAUACAGGCAGGAGCAGCCCACCAGGAAAGUGUAGGGAGGGAGCUGAACUCCCCAGAGUAGCUGGACCACAGAGACUUGGGUCAGAGCUGACUUCAACCCCAGAAUUCUCUCUCGGGUUCACCCUACUCUUCUGAAGAUGAAAAUUUGUUUGGGGCCUUGGUAACCGAUAGCGGCACAAACUCCAAGGCACUGUGGACUUGAGUCCAUUCCUAUCUGACCUCUUUUUGUCCCCCUCAAGCCUCAGGGGCCUCAAGCCCCUCCUUAGUAGCCCUUGGCUGACUGGGCCCUGAGCCCCAAACAUCCUUCUUUCCCAACAACCCUCCUUCCCCAUCCUUCCCCCACCCUUACCUACACCCAAAGUGGAGCACACUGCAGUCAGAUUCUCCAGGAGGGAGAUCCAAGCCUCCUCCCGGGGGUGGAGUCCACUCUGGGCUUACUUUGAGGCCUGUUCUGUGGAUUGGUGAGCCAAGCUGGCACUCCUUGCCCUGGUCUUACCCAGGCUCUCUGUCCCCCUCACUUCCUAUGGGGCCGGAAUCUGUAUUUAUCCAUCCCCCUUUCCCUUCUUUAUAGAAGUCCCUGUCCUAAACUCCCUCCCUAGCCCAAGAGAGCCCCAGAACUGGGGAAGCCUGACCCAUACAGAAUGGGGAGGGCACUCUAGGCAGGAGAGACAUUAAUGAGCCUGGCUGCAGAGUGGCCCUGGAAAGGCAGGCCAGAGUGGCUGAGAGGCUGGGAGUAGGGGAGCCUGUUCUCUCAGCGAUAGUGAUGGGGGUGCCUUUCCGAAGGGGUGGGGUGGGAAGACCAAGGGGGUGGGGGGUAGAUAGGGUACAUUCAGGAGGGUUUUCCUCCAUUUCUUUUUUCUAACUGCCUGGAUUCACCAUUGGAUUUUGUAAAUGGAAAAACUGAAAUGAACAAUGCUACAUUGGAUGUUUUCUCUUUCUGACUGUGUGUGUGUGUGUGUGUGUGUGUGUGUGUGUGCGCGCGUGCAUGUGCCCUGUCUGACCACAUGUGGAGAGACAUGACUGAGUGAUAGUGUGUGUCUGUGUGACUUCGUGUGGGGAGGCACUCCUGAGGAAAACUUGCCCGGUGCACACACGUAAGCAAAUGCCUGUAUAUGGGGACAGAUACAGCACGUGCAUGCAUACACACACACACACACACACCACAGUUGAGAGGAGACAAACUAGAGUAUGUGCCCGUGGUAGGAAGUCGAGUGAUCAAGAGAUGGAUCUUGGAAACUACAUAGGUAGGUAGCAAGAGGGUAGACACCCAUCUCACAAGAUGGGCCUCCCUUGGCCCAGGCCCUGAGCAUGGGAGGGCUGGGGCCGCCAGGGUACUUGAAAACCUCAUCUCCUCACAAAGCCUGUAGCCCCAUCUCAACCCCGUCUCAGUCUCCUUCCCAAACUCAAACAAGGUGUUCCUAAAAUUGGACCACCAUGGAGAAUGGGGACUGGGAAUUGAGGACCAAAUGUGAGGGAAACUGAUGGGGUUAGGAAAUGCCCCCCACAAAGUAAUGGCUUCUGGAGGGGCUGCUCAGUCUGGGAUGGGAGCCCUUCCUAGGGGCCACUGUAUGCACCUGGGACUUUGGUCAGCUUUGACCAAAUUUAGAGGGAGGGAUGUCAUGGGGAAAAAAAACCCAAGCCCAGGAGUCUACCCAGCCAGCCUGCUCCCUAGACAGUUAAUUUACUAUCUAGUUAUUCUCUCAGGUGCACAGAAUUGAGUUGACCAUACUCCUCAGUUCUUGGCACACUAUAUCAUCAUUGGUCCAUGUGAGGCCCUUUUAUUUUUUUUCUUCAGUUUUGUCCCCUUCAUCACCCAUUCCUGAUCCCAUCCUCCCCGCCCCCUACAUAGGCACCCACUCUCGUGUAUUUAACGUACGUCCUUCCAAUCCACCGUUCAUGUGUUUAUUUACAUAUAUGUGUAUCUGUGAAAAAUGUAUGGUAUUGCUGUGUGUUUUAAUUUACAUAAACAGUAUUGUACUAUAAA
Gorilla gorilla gorilla (western lowland gorilla) is the source of this 5069-nucleotide messenger RNA. It is a transcript of the gene GPR173, whose product is annotated as G protein-coupled receptor 173. Gene Ontology annotation, cellular component: plasma membrane. The coding region runs from base 1074 to 2195 and encodes 373 amino acids. The record is from RefSeq and is a predicted model, not a curated record. The transcript has 2 exons. NCBI's taxonomy places the organism in Eukaryota, Metazoa, Chordata, Mammalia, Primates, Hominidae. Gene Ontology annotation, molecular function: gonadotropin-releasing hormone receptor activity. Gene Ontology annotation, biological process: G protein-coupled receptor signaling pathway.